UGAGGUUGCUGCUUGUACGAGAACUGGUGCUGAAUAGAGAAGAACGCACCAAGCAGAUUAUCAUUGCUUUCCUGUUGAUUUACAUGACAAGUCCUCUGUCUAGUAUUUAGACAUGAAGGGCUUUGUUCAUGUAGGAUGCUUUUUCCUCCUUGUUAUGUUACAAGUGCCACUGACAUUAGCAGCAGUGGGUGAUUUAUGCAUAUUUGAAGAUGCAGAAUAUGGUGACAGUGAUGUUUGGAAACCAGAACCCUGCAGAGUUUGCGUCUGUGACAAAGGGGAGGUCGCCUGUGAGGAAAUAAUUUGUGAUGAUGUCUUCUGCACUGAUCCAGAGAUCCCCCAUGGAGAGUGCUGUCCAAUCUGUCCAAACCCUAAUGGAGAAAAUGGCGGGUAUCCAGGUCCACCUGGUCCACCUGGUCCACCUGGAAGAGAUGGGUAUCCUGGCCCUCCCGGACCUCCUGGCCUUCCCGGACUUCCAGCAAUGAAUGGUGGAGGAGCUGUAUAUCAAGGUAAAUAUGGAUAUGGAUGGGGUGGCAAGAAAAGUGGCUACGGACCAGUAGUAGAACCUAGAACAGUCCAAGGUCCUCCAGGAAUUAGAGGUCCAGUUGGCCCCCCUGGACCACCUGGUCCAGCUGGUUACCAAGGGGGAACUGGUGAGACUGGACCUCCUGGUUCUAGGGGUCCGCCAGGUCCUCCAGGUCCAUUUGGACCUCCUGGACCAUCAGGCAAGGAUGGUUCCCCUGGAAGUUCAGGAAAAGAUGGACACAGAGGAUCGCAAGGUCUUCCAGGUCCUCCUGGUAAUCCUGGAAGAUCUGGCAUUCCCGGAAUGAAAGGACAUAGAGGGUUCAAUGGACUUGAUGGUAGCAAAGGUGAACAAGGAUCUCCAGGCCCACCGGGAAAUUCAGGCUCUCCUGGAUCCAAUGGCUUGCCCGGACCUGCGGGUCCUCCAGGUUUACGUGGUGAGAGAGGACGGGAUGGGACCCCUGGAACACCAGGUCAACGAGGAUAUAAUGGCAGUCCUGGCAAAGAUGGUCCCCCUGGCAGAAAUGGCAAUCCUGGGACUCCUGGUACUUCUGGUCCACCAGGAUAUAAAGGUGAAACUGGUGAAAAAGGUUCUCCUGGUCCUGGUGGUCCUCCAGGACCUAGAGGUCUACCAGGGAAUGUUGGUCCUGUUGGACACCGAGGAAAUCCUGGGAAUCCUGGAAAAAAUGGAUCACCUGGUACACCAGGGAUUCCGGGCCCUCCUGGAACUCCUGGGCACAUUGGUGGGCCUGGUGCCAUUGGUCCUCCAGGGCCAGCAGGAACUAAUGGAUCUCCAGGUGUUAAAGGUCUACCAGGCACACCUGGAAAGGAUGGUUCACCUGGUCUACCUGGAGGAAAGGGAGAACCUGGCACAACUGGGCAUCCUGGUUUUCCUGGCACUGAUGGUAAAGAUGGUAAACCAGGUCCCCCUGGUGAAUCUGGGCCAGCUGGUUCAGUAGGUCUUCCUGGCGGAAGGGGCCUUCCUGGACUUCAAGGCCGCCCAGGUAUCCCUGGCUCUUCCGGGGAGAAGGGCAAACCGGGUGAACCAGGCCCACCUGGCCCAACUGGACAUAGAGGAGCCCAUGGAGAACCAGGUCGUAAUGGUGAUCCUGGCAUUCCCGGUGAAAGAGGACGUCCAGGUGGCAUAGGACUCCCUGGUAAAGAUGGAAGAAUAGGACCACCAGGUCCUUCCGGAGAACGGGGUUCUUCAGGUCCACCUGGUCCCAAUGGACCAAGGGGACCACCAGGUGUCAUGGGUUUCCGUGGUCCAAAGGGUCCUGACGGGAGUCCUGGUAAGGAUGGAUCCCCUGGCCCAUCGGGUUCUCGCGGUGCCCAGGGCUUUCCAGGAAAACCUGGCGAGACUGGCCCUGCAGGUACUCCGGGACAACCUGGUCCAGUUGGUGAAAGAGGACCGGGAGGCCCUCCAGGAAAUAUUGGUAUUCAGGGACCAGUUGGUAAUCCAGGCCCACCCGGUGAAAGUGGAAAACCUGGUGAAAUGGGACCUCGUGGUGCAAAUGGUUUACCAGGAAAAGGUGGUGCAAAAGGCGAUAUAGGUACACCAGGCGAUCCUGGACCCCAAGGUCCCAUCGGGGUUCCCGGGAUUAGAGGCUCUCCUGGUGAACGUGGGUUAGGUGGAGCCAAGGGCGCUAUUGGGCCUGCAGGUCCACCAGGCCCAUCGGGCUUUCCAGGUCUACAAGGUAUGCCAGGUGAACGAGGUCUUCCAGGUAGCAGUGGUCCAAAAGGUGGAAAGGGGGAUGGUGGUCCUCCAGGAAAUGAUGGUGCACCAGGCAAAGAUGGUUCUCCAGGCCAACCAGGUCCCAUGGGUGGUCCAGGUCUACCGGGUGGUACAGGAGAGAGGGGUGAGCCUGGUCCUGCUGGUCAUCCUGGGCCUGGUGGAAUUCCAGGCCCACGUGGUGAACGAGGAGAACCUGGUCGACCUGGCAACAGUGGAUUUCCUGGACCACCAGGUUUAGAUGGGCAAGUUGGCCCUAAGGGGUCUGAUGGCAAGCCAGGCCCAAAAGGUGAACCUGGACUUCCCGCUUUAACAGGGAAACCUGGAACUCAAGGUCCACCUGGCUCCCCUGGGCCUGCAGGUGCAAAAGGUUUACCGGGACCACCUGGCUUUCCUGGUGGUUUAGGUAUGACUGGUCCUCCUGGUUUACGUGGUCCACCUGGUUUAUCAGGUGCUGCUGGUAAUCCUGGUCAUCCGGGCCCAGUUGGUAAAGUGGGCCCUCCUGGUGAAGGAGGUAAAACUGGUCCCCCUGGUAGAAACGGAUCACCUGGUUCCAGAGGAGAACCUGGUCCCCGGGGUUUACCAGGAGAACCUGGCAAAGAAGGAAAUCCAGGUUCAGCUGGACCUCCAGGCCCCUCAGGAAUCAUAGGACCAGUUGGCACCAGGGGCUUACCUGGUAUGCAGGGUCCAUCAGGUUUACCGGGUGAUCGUGGUUCACCAGGUUCAAAUGGGUCACCGGGUAGUCCUGGUCCUGCUGGUAAAGACGGUUCUCCUGGUAUGAGAGGACUACCAGGAAAUCCUGGACAACCUGGUCAACCUGGCAACAAGGGUGAACCUGGUCCAAGUGGCUUUCCUGGCCGAGAUGGAAACCCUGGUCCUAAGGGUGAGCGGGGUGAGCCUGGGGGACCAGGCUAUCAAGGUUCACCAGGAGCUCCUGGACCUCCAGGUCAGCCUGGUACAUCUGGCAAACCCGGUGAGAAAGGUCCCGGGGGUCCUCCAGGUCCACAAGGUCCUCCAGGCUUAAAUGGGGGACGUGGAUUGCCGGGUGCACCAGGUGUACAUGGUGAAAAAGGUCAAGAUGGAAAACCUGGUAUGAUGGGUUUCAAGGGUCACCAAGGAAGGCCUGGUUUACCAGGUCUCCCAGGGCCUUCUGGUAAUACUGGAGAACCAGGUCAAAGUGGAAUUCCUGGAGGUCAAGGUCCAAGAGGUCCAAGUGGUCCACCUGGCCACCCUGGCAAAGAUGGUAACAAUGGCUUUCCAGGUCCCAUUGGUCCUCCUGGUCCACGGGGUACGCGUGGAGAACCUGGCCCCAGCGGUGCUCCUGGUAAAGAUGGUCCUAUAGGACUCCCUGGUCCACCAGGUUUACCUGGAUCAGGUUUCGUACAACCGAUGGAAAAGGGCCAAGUGUACUGGAAUGCUGAUCAGCCCGGUGAAUCGGUAGCGGUGAGCGUUGUUGAAAUAAUGGCUGUACUGAAAAGCCUAAACAGCCAAAUGGAGACUGUGCUGACACCAGAUGGAUCACAGAAAAGCCCAGCACCCAGCUGUCGCGAUUUAAAAAUUUGUCAUCCGGAAUUCAAGAGUGGAGAGUACUGGAUUGAUCCUAAUCAAGGCUGCAGAAUGGAUGCCAUCAAGGUACACUGCAACAUGGAUACUGGUGAGACCUGUGUGCUUUCCAAUCCCAGCAACGUGCCUCGGAAGAACUGGUGGGCAAGCAAAGAGAGUCACAUCAAGAAGCAUGUGUGGUUUGGUGACUCCAUGGACGGUGGCUUUCAUUUCAGUUAUGGUUCUACUGGAGUGUCUGAAGAUAUUGUUGAAACCCAAAUAGCAUUUCUUCGAAUUCGAUAUGCUCAAGCUGUCCAGAAUAUUACCUACCACUGUAAGAACAGCAUUGCCUACAUGGACUAUGAGAAUGAAAAUGUUAAAAAAGCUUUAAGACUAAUGAGCGCAGCUGAUGUUGAACUCAAAGCAGAAGGAAACAGGAUAUUCACAUACAACGUCCUGGAAGAUGGUUGUACAAAGCACACAGGAGAAUGGGGCAAGACUAUCUUUGAGUACCGAACACGGAAAACGAUGCAUCUGCCCAUUGUAGACAUUGCACCCUUCGAUAUUGGUGGCAAGGAUCAGGAAUUUGGUGUUGACGUUGGGCCUGUCUGCUUCUUGUAACACUGAAGAUAGUUUGAACAGUCACUUGCAGUACAUAACCAAACUGCACUUAACUUGCUUAUGUCUGAAGCUACCAGGACGACAAGUUCUAAAUCACUUGAUCAUUUGAAUAAAAGUUAUAUGACACAUCAGAAAAUGGAAUAAAAUAACAAAAUGUCACAGGUGUUCAAAUAACUAAUGCUCUCUGGUACUUAACACUGGGGUGAAAUCAAGUGUAAUUUUACAGAACACCGAACAUUCCCAAUAGCAGAUUUGACCUCGCCCUUCUUUCUUACUAGGAGCGUAACUGCAUUUAAAACUUACCCAGCUUCAACUACCUCACCACGGACAGAAACUGGGAUAAGUUUGAUGCUCCCAAGAAAAUAUUGCACUAGAUAAGUAUCUAAAGCCUCUGUCUCCAAAAUGUGGCUAAACAAUCCAGAAGGAAUACAUUUGAGGAUGAUUCAAGGUGAAGUACAACAAGUGAAAAUAUGUUCAUUCAUUAUUGAAGUAUGGCAGCACAUCUAUUACAAAUAAAUUGUAUAAAGUACCCUAUAAUUAAAUGGUGUGUUCAGCCAUUUGUCUACUGGUGCUUAUACUCUUGAGAAAAUGUUGCCUUAAAACUGGUGCUAUUUUGAGUAUAACAUACUAAAUCCUUGAAAUUUCUAUUUCAAAAACUUCUAGCUUUUGCAGUAAUACUUUCUACAGGUCUCAAAAUUAUGAAUCCAUUUUCAUUUAUUAACUGAAACUGUGCAAGAUUAUCAGUCAGCAGCUUUGUGAGCUAUUAAUGAGAUUAAAGGUUUCUUCCCGUUUUGAUUUAUACAUCUAUGUAACAUGAAUUCAGGUUUUUUCUAUAACAGUGUUUUGAAUACUUAUGUCAUAGAUGAAACAAAUAAAUUGUCUAAAUAAAAAAAAUUGUUUUGACUU
Molecule: messenger RNA, 5320 nt
Organism: Hypanus sabinus (Atlantic stingray)
Lineage: Eukaryota; Metazoa; Chordata; Chondrichthyes; Myliobatiformes; Dasyatidae
Product: collagen alpha-1(III) chain-like
Exons: 51
Coding region: 113-4414 (1433 amino acids)
Molecular function (GO): protein binding; extracellular matrix structural constituent
Source: RefSeq, a predicted model, not a curated record